GUCAGGGGGCGGGGCAUGGAUGGCGGGGAGGGGGGAGGGGGGGACGAGGGACGAAGGGGGGGGGCGCGAACCGUGGGAGACAGAGGCCCAAAGACCGGCCAUGCCCGUGCCCCAAGAGUCCUUAGAGUCACCGAGGCGCCGGACCCGAGUAGACUAACCCCUCCCGCUCCCCUACGCCGCCGCCGCCGUCAGGACCCGCCAGGUGUGACCCCCCCCAGCGCCCCCCACCCCCCGAGGACCAUGGGAAACGUUCAGCACGCCAUCAAGAUGCCUGAGGGAGACUGGGAGAAUGGCAAGUCCCAGGUGCUGUGUGAAGGGCGGAAGUCUGGCACCGAGAACUCCUUCGUGUGUCGCUACUGCCAGAGAGUGUUCCGGAAGAGCUACAACCUCCUUAUCCACGAACGCUCGCACGAGGACCACACUAAAUGUCACUACGAUGUGUUCAGGGUUCGAUCCUCCCUUCAGGAGCUCAAGAACUACAACUACGCGACAUUGGCUUAUAAACUGUGGUAGAAAGAACAGCCACGUCACCUUCAGUAACACCUUCACCUCCUCCUCCGCCGCCUCCUUCUCCUUCUUCUCCCCAACCACAUCUUCAUCCUCCUUCUCACCCCCCGUCUUCCCUGUCUAAUGUAGGAAAGUUGGAAGAUGACAAAUUCGUUUCUUCCUCCUUCUUCUAUGUCCUCAUCUUCGUCCUAUGUCCCACCCUCCGUAUUCUCUGUCUUCAAAGAGGAACUGAUGUGAGAAAUUGUAGGAUGCAGAGUUCGCUGUCUCAUCUAUCUUUUCCGUCUUUUCCUUCGUCUUCUUUCUCACCUCCUCUUCACCUUCUCUUCAACUUCUCAUAUUCUGUCUUCUAAAAGGAACUGUUGUGUGAAAUUUUAAAGACACCCAGUUCGCUUUUUCCUCUUUCAUCUCCGUCUUCUUUGUCUUCUUUCUCACCCUCCAUCGCACUGUCUCCAUAACACCUUCACCCCCGUCUCCUUCCCAUCCUCAUCUUCAUCUACGUCCUCUUCCUGUCUUCAAAAAGGAGCUAAUGCAAGAAAAUUAGAAGACAUCCAGUUCUUUUCCUCCUUUUCUUCCCAUCCUCCUCUUCCUCUUUCCACGUCUUCCCUGUCUUCCACAAACAACUAGUGCAACAAAACAGCAAGAUGGCCAACACCACCUCCUACAGCGCCUCCUACAGGACAGGAACCGCCCCAAAAUUUGCACCUGUAUGGACUCCCCGGCCAUCUGCUGUCACCUGCACCUGCCACCCCCCCUCCCCCCGCCCCCUCCAAAAUCCUGCAGGACUCCCCGUGUAGGAUGCAGGAUGUGGGAUUGUAAUACUUCUGUGUGUGUUGUUGUGUGAUGUUAUUUUGAUUGUCUUUAUGUAUGGUUUUCUUUGGUGAGUGUCCAUAUUAUCAUCACUCAAUAGGAUGUGUAUUAACUAUUCCUACUACUACUACUACUACUACUACUACUACUACUAUAAUCCCAACAGAAACAUUCCAUAAUUAUUUGGUGUUUAAGUUUCUCUUCAUUCACUUCUCCUCCUCCUCUUCCUCCUCUUCCAUCUCCAUAGUUUAUUCUUCUUGUUUUCUAUCUUAUUUUGAAAAACAAUAAUUGAGAGAAAAAGAAGUAAUCGACCCGGAUGUAAAUAGUUCAGUUCAAGGCGUAGAAUUACAGUACCAAUAAUGAGUAACACGUCUGCUUCCUUAUAUAUUAUUUUUGCAGUCAUAACAGAAAGUGUGAUAGAUAGAAAAAGAAAAAAUAUAUACGAAAAGAAAACGAGGUGUGUGUGUGUAACUAUCCAUUUUCUUUCAUUGAAUUUAAGGAUAGGUUAAAGAUUUUGAUGAUGAUGAUGAUGAUGAUGGUGAUGAUGAUGAUGAUGGUGAUGAUGAUGAUGAUGAUGGUGAUGAUGCUGAUGAUGAUGGAGUGUUUAAAAGUCCGUCCCCUUCCCUGACCUUGUGUGUGAAUGACGUUUUUUCUCCUUUUUUUGUUAGUUUUGUCCCUUUCAAGUUUGUUACCAAGAUCGAAAAGGAGCAAAAAAGGCGACGAAGAUUAAGAAGGAAAGAAAGAAAGAAAAAAGGAACAAGAUUAGGUCGCUUAUGUGUGUGUAUGUUAUUUUGACUAUGUAUUACUUUACUACUACUAUUACAAUUACUAUUAUUAUUACUACUAUUUUUUUGCUUCGUAUUGUACUGGAUGGAACUGCGUCGAAUUUAGCGGAGUCCCCCGUUCGGGCUUUACGUCAGGCUGUGGUUGUCUUUAUCUCAUAGGUUGUGUAAAGAAAAUGGGAAACGGGUGUCUUCGGCAGUUUGUGCGUAUCAUUCUAAUUUGCUCUUAUGAUAGCGAUAAAAAAAAAAAAAUAGAUUGAACAUUAACUUGAGAUCUAAAGAAAAUAUUUUGUUUAUGUAUUAGCUCAUAAUUUUUCCUGUACGUCUUUAUUUUCACCUGACAUGGGAACGGAUUGUAAUGAUGCGGAAGAAUUGGCGAGCACACUUUAGUUUCCCUUAAUUAGGUUCCUCUGCUUUUUUAACUCCUUUACUUUGUUAAUAUCGAACAGAGAGACAUUCGCGUUAUCGCCAUGACAUUAUGUAAUGAUAUAUCUCGGUAACGUCACGUGGACGGAACAGCUCUGAACACAAACUGUAACACAUACGAAGUCUUACCGUAACCCAGAGUCCAAAAUUACACUAAUAAAAAAAGCGUUAACCCCGAGAACAAAGAAUCACAUUAGUUUGCAGGGUUGCCGCCAGAGCGCAGUAUAACACGAGUUGCCCCCAAGCACAGAUCAGCCAAUCAGCGAGUCUCAUCGUUGCUUUGUAUAUCCAAUCACCGAUUACAACUUUUAUUUACUCAUUUGAAUUUUGCAUUACGAAAAGGAAUUAUGCCACAACACCACAUACCGCGACACUAAUCCAUAACAUCAAACUAAAUCAAAUGCAAAGAGAGAAAAAAAAAUAGAUCAGGCAACAAAAAUACAUCCAUUAAAUAACAUCGCAGUAUAUAACUAUGAUUUUCGCCGUGAAAUCGGACAUAUUUCAAAAUAAAUCAAAUAACGUUACAUACCACGACUCAAUCAUCAAAUCCAACCUGAAACACACGGAAAACAGCAAUAAACAAUAACAGUUCCCUUCCGCACAAACACAACCGUUACAUUACUCUGAACUGGGAGCCGUGAAAAAGACAGACACGACAGAAUGUAAACAAACAAGCGGAGAGGCACGCGACCCACCCUCCACCCCCGCCUAUCCCCCCCCACCCACCUCCUUUCCCACCCUCCUCUGCGCCCCCCUCCCGCCUCGCUCCCGGCCAGUGUGGGUCUUGCUUUCACUAUUAUCGGUUAUUAUCAUCAACGCAGCUAAAUAUAUAUAUUGUUUAUAGGCGAGCAGUGUGUGUGUGUGUGUGUGUGUGUGUGUGUGUGUGUGUGUGUGUGUGUGUGUGUGUGUUUUCUUGCUAUAUGUGCGUAAAUUGUAUGUUCAGUGUUCGCAUGUGUGUGUGUGUGUGUGUGUGUGUGUGUGUGUGUGUGUGUGUGUGUGUGUGUGUGUGUG
Molecule: messenger RNA, 3533 nt
Organism: Eriocheir sinensis (Chinese mitten crab)
Lineage: Eukaryota; Metazoa; Arthropoda; Malacostraca; Decapoda; Varunidae
Product: protein bowel-like
Exons: 3
Coding region: 16-513 (165 amino acids)
Biological process (GO): embryo development; regulation of transcription by RNA polymerase II
Cellular component (GO): nucleus
Molecular function (GO): RNA polymerase II transcription regulatory region sequence-specific DNA binding; DNA-binding transcription factor activity, RNA polymerase II-specific
Source: RefSeq, a predicted model, not a curated record